Lachnellula hyalina is the source of this 873-nucleotide messenger RNA. It is a transcript of the gene nuo-24, whose product is annotated as NADH-ubiquinone oxidoreductase 24 kDa subunit, mitochondrial. Gene Ontology annotation, molecular function: NADH dehydrogenase activity. The record is from RefSeq and is a predicted model, not a curated record. The transcript has 3 exons. NCBI's taxonomy places the organism in Eukaryota, Fungi, Ascomycota, Leotiomycetes, Helotiales, Lachnaceae. The coding region runs from base 1 to 873 and encodes 290 amino acids.
AUGGCAUCCAAACUCACUCCUUAUGUCUUCAGAGGCGCGUUCCGGACAGCCCGUACGGCUUCAAGAGCUCAAUGCCGUUCUUUCACAGCUUCCCCAAGGGUAGCAAGUGAUGCGCUCCAAGUCCAUCGAGACUCUCCCGAGAACAAUGCCAACAUUCCCUUCAAGUUCACCGAGCAGAACAACAAGCUCAUCGACGAGAUCCUCAAACGAUACCCGCCCCAAUACAAAAAGGCGGCUGUUAUGCCCAUCCUGGAUCUCGGGCAGCGACAACAUGGGUUCACGAGCUUGAGCGUUAUGAAUGAGGUUGCGAGGUUAUUAGAGAUGCCGCCUAUGCGUGUCUAUGAGGUUGCUACGUUCUAUACCAUGUACAAUCGAACGCCGGUCGGCAAGUGGCAUUUGCAAGCAUGCACAACGACCCCUUGCCAGCUCGGCGGCUGCGGAAGCGACGCUAUCAUGAAGGCAAUUGAAGGCCACCUCGGUAUCCACCCCGGCGAAACCACCAAAGACGGCCUUUUCACGUUCUCUGAAGUCGAAUGUCUCGGCGCAUGCGUCAACGCCCCCAUGGUUCAAAUCAACGACGACUUCUACGAAGACCUGACUCCCGAAAGCACCGUGAAAUUGCUAAAGGCCUUGCAAGAUAGCGCGAACGAUGUCGAUACUACCGGUGGCAAGGGUGCUCUGACUGGCGAGGACAAAAACGUGAAGAGUGGAGCUGAUGUGGGAGUGGGUGGAGGACAGAUAAAUACCAAGAAUGGCGUGCCGGUGCCUUCACCGGGUCCGAUGAGUGGGAGGAAGACGUGUGAGAAUAUCAACGGGCUGACGAACUUAACUUCUAAGCCUUGGAGUACUGAGGUUUUCAGAAAAGAUCUGUAG